Calliphora vicina (urban bluebottle blowfly) is the source of this 4279-nucleotide messenger RNA. It is a transcript of the gene Synj, whose product is annotated as synaptojanin. Lineage: Eukaryota; Metazoa; Arthropoda; Insecta; Diptera; Calliphoridae. The transcript is spliced from 5 exons. Gene Ontology annotation, biological process: phosphatidylinositol dephosphorylation; synaptic vesicle endocytosis. The record is from RefSeq and is a predicted model, not a curated record. Gene Ontology annotation, molecular function: phosphatidylinositol-4,5-bisphosphate 5-phosphatase activity; nucleic acid binding. Bases 262 to 3951 code for a protein of 1229 amino acids.
AUCAGUCAUAAAUUGACAGUUCAAACUGAAGAAAAAUUUUACGGGAGAUAUACAAGAAAAAGAUGUGUCUCCCUUGAAUAUUCCUUAAACCUUAAAUUACAACCGCUGUUAUUUGCAAAAAGAAAAUUGGAUAAUUAAUCCCACUUUUUUUGCUUGGAAAUUAACAAAUUACACACCAUUUUCUUAACAACCAAUUAAUUAAACGCCUCCAACAGCCAUUAUUACUUAACAUCAUCGAUAUUUAGUCCAAACCUUCACAACAUGGCAAUGUCUAAAGUAAUAAGGGUAUUGGAGAAAUCCAUUGCCCCCUCACCGCAUAGUGUGCUGAUGGAGCAUCGUCAUAAAAACGACAGUAUACUAUUUGAAUCGCAUGCAGUGGCAUUGCUGUCGCAACAGGAAACCGAUAUAAUACGUAAACAAUAUACCAAAGUUUGUGAUGCCUACGGCUGUUUGGGAGUUUUGCAAUUGAAUGCUGGCGAAAGUACGGUACUAUUCCUAGUGCUGGUCACGGGUUGUGUAUCUAUGGGCAAGAUAGGGGAUGUCGAAGUGUUUCGCAUACAACAAACACAAUUUGUUUCAUUGCAAAAUGCUGCGCCCAAUGAGGAUAAGAUAUCGGAAGUGAGAAAAUUGCUAAAUUCGGGUACAUUUUAUUUUGCCCACACCAAUCAGACAUCGACUACCAUGAAUAAGUUUGAUAUAACAUUGUGUGCCCAAAGGCGUCAACAGACCUCGGAAACGGAUAAUCGUUUCUUUUGGAAUCGCAUGAUGCAUAUUCAUAUGCUGAGAUUUGGCAUUGAUUGUCAGGCCUGGCUAUUGAAAGCCAUGUGUGGUUCAGUGGAGGUAAGAACGGUAUAUAUAGGAGCCAAACAGGCCAGAGCGGCCAUAAUAUCAAGGCUGUCGUGUGAAAGAGCCGGCACUAGGUUCAAUGUUAGAGGUACCAAUGAUGAUGGCCAUGUGGCUAAUUUUGUUGAAACCGAACAGGUGAUUCAUGUUGAUAAUGAUGUUACUAGUUAUCUGCAAACUAGAGGCUCUGUUCCUCUAUUUUGGGAACAGCCAGGCGUUCAGGUUGGCUCGCACAAAGUUAAACUUUCCAGAGGCUUUGAAACUUCCGCUGCUGCAUUUGAUCGUCAUAUGUCAAUGAUGAAACAACGCUAUGGUUAUCAAACCAUUAUUAACCUGCUGGGAACCUCUUUGGUGGGCAGCAAGGAGGGCGAGGCCAUGCUUAGCAAUGAAUUCCAAAGGCAUCAUGGCAUGUCGGCCCACAAAGAUGUACCCCAUAUCAUUUUCGACUAUCAUCAGGAGUGUCGUGGCGGCAAUUUUGCCGCUUUGUCCAAGCUUAAGGAGCGCAUCACUGCAUGCGGCAUUAACUAUGGCGUAUUUCAUGUGUCCAAUGGCCAAGUGUUGCGCGAACAAUUCGGUGUUAUACGCACCAAUUGUUUGGAUUGUUUAGAUCGUACCAACUGUGUACAGACCUAUUUGGGUUUGGACACGUUGGCCGUGCAAAUAGAGGCUUUGGGUAUGGGUGAGAAAAAGAAUUACUCGAGAUUUGAGGAGAUUUUUAAGCAAAUGUGGAUUAAUAAUGGUAAUGAGGUUAGUAAGAUUUAUGCGGGCACUGGAGCCAUACAGGGCGGUUCGAAGCUGAUGGAUGGAGCGAGAUCGGCGGCCAGGACUAUACAGAAUAAUUUGUUGGAUAAUUCGAAGCAGGAAGCCAUUGACAUUCUCUUAGUCGGCUCUACCCUCAACUCUGAAUUAGCAGAUAGAGCUCGCAUUUUGCUACCCUCCAAUAUGUUGCAUGCUCCUACCACAGUGUUGCGUGAAAUGUGCAAACGUUACACGGAAUAUGUUACUCCCAAAACGGCUCGUGUAGCCGUAGGCACUUACAAUGUCAAUGGUGGCAAACAUUUUCGCAGUGUGGUCUUUAAGGACACCCUAUCGGAUUGGCUGUUGGAUUGUCAUGCUUUAGCUCGAUCCAAGGCAUUGGUGAAUGUUAAUAAUCCUUCGGAGAAUGCCAAUACUCCUGUGGAUAUUUAUGCCAUAGGUUUUCAGGAAAUUGUCGAUCUAAAUGCUUCCAAUAUCAUGGCCGCCAGUACGGACAAUGCCAAGUUGUGGGCAGAGGAAUUGCAAAAGACCAUAUCACGUGAUAAUGACUACGUCCUGUUGACCUAUCAGCAGCUGGUUGGCGUAUGCCUUUAUAUUUAUAUACGCCCAGAACAUGCUCCCUAUAUAAAAGAUGUGGCCAUAGAUUGUGUGAAAACUGGCCUGGGCGGAGCGACUGGCAAUAAGGGAGCCUGUGCUAUACGUUUUGUUUUGCAUGGCACUUCAAUGUGUUUUGUUUGCGCACAUUUUGCUGCUGGUCAAUCGCAGGUGGCCGAGCGUAAUGCUGAUUAUGCCGAGAUCACCCGCAAAUUGGCCUUUCCCAUGGGCCGCACUUUGAAAUCUCAUGAUUGGGUAUUUUGGUGUGGCGAUUUCAACUAUCGCAUAGACAUGGACAAGGAAGAACUGAAAGAGGCCAUACGGAAUGGCGAUUUGAAUUCCGUUCUAGAAAACGAUCAAUUACGCAAAGAACAAGAGGCGGGCAAUGUAUUUUCCGAUUUUCUGGAAGGUGAAAUAACCUUUGAUCCCACUUACAAGUACGAUGUGUUUAGUGAUGAAUACGAUACCUCGGAGAAGCAAAGAGCUCCGGCCUGGACUGAUCGUGUGUUGUGGCGUAGACGCAAGGCUUUGGCUGAGUCUGAUUAUUGCAAUAACGAUUGGAAUCCGGGUAAACUAAUACACUAUGGACGUUCGGAGCUAAAGCAAAGUGAUCAUCGUCCAGUUAUUGGCAUUAUUGAUUCGGAGAUUGUGGAAAUUGAUCAAAAGCGCAGAAGAACAGUUUUCGAACAGGUUAUUAGAGAUUUGGGACCACCCGAUUCAACUAUAGUGGUUCAUGUGAAAGAGUCUUCGGUGGACGAGGAGGGUCCCACUAUUUAUGAUGAAAAUGUCAUGUCCACUUUGAUACAGGAACUAACCAAAAUGGGCGAGGUUACUUUGGUGCGUUAUGUAGAAGAUACCAUGUGGGUUACAUUCAGAGAUGGUGAAGCUUCUCUCAAUGCAGUGGCCAAGGGGCAUCUCAAUGUUUGCGGCUUAGACUUGGAGUUUGAAUUGAAAUCGCCCAAUUGGAAUGAUUAUGUGGACAAUGAGAUUGAAUUGUGCACUACAAAUACCAUAGCUUUGUGUGCAAAUCCUCAAGAGCAGGCACAAUUAUUGAAUGCCACCCCUGAAGUGCCACAAAGACCAAAACAACCACCCACAAGGCCAGCACCCGCUAGACCACCCAUACCCAUGUCACCAAAGAACUCACCCAGACACUUGCCACAUGCCGGAGUUAUCAGUGUGGUGCCAGAAAUGCUACAGAAACCGGCCAAGCCACCUAUGCCACCACAGCCGCAACAAACUCCUCAACUACCAGCACCCUUGAGACCAGUACCAGUGGGCUCCGGCUCCGAUACGGCCCCCUCUUCGAAAUCUCAAUCGCCAACCGAACAAACUUCACCUUUGCACACGUCAUCGGGUAAAGUGUCACCCUCUGGCUCGGGCUCCCAGGCCGGAUCAUUGCCGCCCACACCGCCACGCCACACACAAAGCAAGAACGUCACACCAGCUUCGACACCGUCACGCCAAUCGAAACAAUCAUCGGUAGAUGUGCAAGAUACCUCAACAUACAACGAGAGCAAUAUUUAUGAAGAAAUCCAAGAUGACAUACCUGCACCACGGCAUCCACCACCAGCAUUCCCACCGCCCGUGGGUUUGGCGGAUGGCAGUAGCGAUAGUCCAGCCAGAAGAGCACCCCAAAUGCCGGCGAAUGCUCCUAUGGGUCCUCCACCACCACUACCCGUUAGACGAGGUCCCCCACCUAUACCAAAUCGUACAGGGAAUGCACCCCCCUUGCCGAAUAGACCAAAUAAUAAUUAAACAAAAUAGUUAUCAUAACGUACUUAAAUGGUAAGUAGCAAAGUUUUUUUUUCUGUCUUUUCCUCAAACUCUUAAAAAAGUUUGUCGAAGAAGGCUGAAAUCUCCGUGGAAGAGGAUAGAGAAGCGAGAAGAAUUAAACAUUCCUUUAUACAUAUAUGUAUGUGUUUUUAAAAAACAAAUAAUCAAUCAAACUAAAAUACACAUUAUUGCAAUUGUAAUUCCAAAAAACAAAAACAAAUUUAAUUAUGAAAAUAUAUUAUUAUUAUUAUUAUUACUAUACUUCGAGAAGUACUCAACUCAAAUAAAAACUGCAUCAUGUAUUACUUUA